AUGUUGAGGUAUUUGAAGAAAAUACGAGAUGAACCUACUUCAAACAAGUCAUCUCCCCCUCCACCACCUCCUCCUCCUCCGCCUCCUCCACCAGCUCCUCUUGAUGCUGACUCAAAUGAGUAUCCUAGUGAUCCUGGGCUAAGAAAACACAUUCUUGAGUAUAAUGUUAAUGAAAGGGAGAUUGUUCGACGUUACUAUUUGCAAAAAGAAUACAGCAUUGCAAAAGAUGCGACUUUUUGUCUUUAUUGCUAUUUAUUAAAAGCGGAUCAUGGUGGCCAAAGUGGCGGUGAUUCUUUUGUUACUGAGGGAUUUAAAAAUUGGAGAAAGAAAGAAAAAUUUAAUGAACAUGUUGGAAAUCAGAGCAGCAUUCACAACAGAUCCAUUGCUUAUUUAACCACUAAUUCUAUUCUUGGAGAUCUCGGUGAUGAAUUAUUUACUAUAUUGGUUGAUGAGGCUCGUGAUAUAUCUGUUAAAGAACAAAUGGCAGUUGUUUUACGGUUUGUAGAUGAAAGGGGAAAUAUUGUUGAGCGCUUUCUAGGCAUUGUACAUAUAAGCGACACUACUGCCUUAUCACUUAAAACUGCUAUUGAUUCUUUGUUGUGCCAACAUGGAUUAUCUAUAUCUAAUUUACGGGGGCAAGGAUACGAUGGAGCUAGUAAUAUGAGAGGAGAAUUCAAUGGCUUAAAAAGCUUAAUUAUGAUGGAGAAUCCUUCUGUUUAUUAUGUUCAUUAUGUUGCUCAUCAACUGCAACUUACACUUGUAGCUGUUGCUGAAAAUCAUAUAAAAAUUUCUACUUUUUUUGAUGUGGUUGCACAAUUGAACAAUAUUGUUGGAGCAUCAUGCAAGCGAAGAGAUAUACUUCGCGAGAAACAAUUUGAAAAAGUUAUUAAAGGAAUUUGCAAUGGUGAUAUCUUCACUGGACAAGGUAUGAAUCAAGAGAUGACAUUAAAAAGAGCUGGGAGUACACAUUGGGGUUCACAUUAUAAUACAUUGUUAAGUUUGAUACAUUUGUAUCCUUCAAUUAUUGAUAUCCUUUUAUUUUUUGAAGAGGAGGGAAAAGAUCACAAGCAAAGGGCACAAGCAAAUAAUCUGUUGGAAUUGAUUGAAAAAUAUGAAUUUAUAUUUCAGAUGCACUUAAUGAAGAAUAUCUUGGGAGUCAUGAAUGAUUUGUCGCAAGCUUUACAAAGAAAAGAUCAAGACAUUGUAAAUGUCAUGAUUCUUGUAAGAUCAAGCAAACAUCAAUUGCAAACUAUGAGAGAUGAUGAUUGGGAUUUGUUACUAAAUGAAGUUUCUUUAUUUUGUGUUAAGUAUGAGGUAGUCACCCCGCACAUGGAAGACUUGUUCGUCUUUCAUGGGAGAUCACGACGAAAUAUUGUAGGAAGGACAAAUCUUCACUAUUAUCGUGUUGAAACGUUUUAUGAAGUGAUAGAUUGGCAACUUCAGGAGUUGAAUAGUCGCUUUAACGAGGUGAACACGGAGUUGUUGUUGUGUAUGAGUUGUCUUGAUCCAUCAAAUUCAUUCUCUGCUUAUGAUAAGAGAAAACAGUUUGCUCAGUUUUGUCCAUCCGAUUUUUCCCCAAUGGAGUUAAUGCAUCUUGAGCCCCAACUUGAUAACUUUAUUUUUGAUAUGUGGAGUAGCAAUCAAUUCUCUGAGGUUGUGGGGAUUAGCCAGCUUGCUAAAAGGAUGGUUCAAUUGAAAAAACAUCGUCUGUCUCCUUUGGUAUAUUUACUUUUGAAGUUAGCAUUGCUAUUACCUGUUGCAACUGCAACUGUAGAGAGAGUGUUUUCAUCAAUGAAAAUAAUCAAAAUCUCACUUUGA
Messenger RNA from Zingiber officinale, 1818 nucleotides. RefSeq names its product zinc finger MYM-type protein 1-like. Lineage: Eukaryota; Viridiplantae; Streptophyta; Magnoliopsida; Zingiberales; Zingiberaceae. The record is from RefSeq and is a predicted model, not a curated record. The transcript has 3 exons. The coding region runs from base 1 to 1818 and encodes 605 amino acids.